UUAAUUUACACAAUGUCAAUCAGCAAAUAGGGAAGAACAAACAUUUUUAUAUAAUGUCUAGUUUAUUUAAUUUAAAACCUCCUCUUCAAUCAAAACCACUAUCGAGACACCCUUGGGCAAACACUAUAAAAGAUAUUCUUUCACAUAGGAUUAAGCAUGCCCACAACUCUGCAAGAAAUCCGAAGUAUCCAAAGCUAAAAGAAAGGGUUCCAGAUGCAGAGAGAAUUCAAUUCACCGUGAUAGGUGAUAGAGUAACUAAAGAAUUUAUCUAUUGCGUGAACCUGGUCAAAGGUUUACACAAGUACAGAUGGAAAAAGUUUGAUGUCCCAGCUAUUAGAGGUGUAAACACUGUAGAAUGGGAAGACGUAUGGAGAAGUUUAAAACUCCAACAUGGAGGACUAGCUCACUGCCUAAAAUCGAGGGUAGCAGUUCUUAUUGGCGACAAAUUCCUUGGUGGUGAGGAGGAACUGAAGGAGUUGAUCGAGUCUAAAUACAUUUAUCACUUGAUUCUCGAUUAUUGUAGUGAAGCUGUAGCAAACUUUGCCAGUUACAUACGGUGCUCUGGGAGAUCGUGUGCUUAUAUGCACAUAGCGAUAAAUGAAGAACACAUUGGGACGUUAGUGUUUAUGCUAUAUUCGGAUAUAGUGCCAUACACCAGCGAGAAUUUUCUUCGUCUCUGCAAAGAUACCAGGGGCGGGUACAGCGGCACACCCAUACACCGCAUCGUGAAAGACGGGUGGAUCCAAGGCGGUGGGUUUAACUUGAAGAACACCGAUCUUGAGUGCGAGAACUUCAUCGUACCGCAUGAUAGACGUGGAGUACUCUGCAUGGCUAAUGAUGGAAGACAUAUGGACUGCUCAACACAAUUCUUCGUUAUUUUACAACCGGCGCCAUGGAUGGCCUACAGAUACGUGGCGUUCGGCCAACUUAUUGAGGGAGAUGAAACUCUAAAAAAGAUUGAAGCCGUGCCCACCUGGUACGAAUCCCCAAAGGAGGAAAUCAUAAUUUACAAAGCUGGCAUCUUUAACAUGGAAUGCCAGGAUAUCAUGAUAAAUAAAGGCGCAAAUGAAUACAUCGAUGGACACAUUGAAGACUUAAAUGCACUGGGUGAACUACUUAUAGAGAAUCUUAUAGAAAGAGUUUACCUGGAAAUUGAAUUGAAAAUGGUUGAACGUCUCACAAAAGAACUUUUGGGUGAAGGGGAGGAGGAGAAAGAGGGUGAAGCAGGAAAUUUAAGAGCCACAAAACGGUUCAUGCGCAAAAAGGAAGAAAUCGAAAAACAACUUCAAAGUCAGGCCAAGAUGCCAAGUCAAGUGAAGACUCAACAGAGCCAAAUUAGGGGCCAACCUGCUCAAAGCGCUAAGAGCAUGCAGAGUCAAUCCAUGAAAAGUCAGGUGAUGAGUGAUGAGAACAACGAGUUUGACGUGGAGGAAUACGAGCCUGAAGAAACGACUUACAAGCACCUGUCGAUAGCAGCCACUCUCAGCCUGAUAGUCAAACCGCAAAGGCCUUUUUACAUCCCGUUGACCGAUGUACCGUAUCCCGGCGACGUUGAUUCUACUUAUGAUUUGAAAAAAUUCCUACAAGGUCACUAUUGUCUGGAAAGCGAUUUAGUUACGGAUGCUGCCAUAAAGACACCCACACAAAUGAAGAUUUCGUUCCCGUCCGAAAUAUUAUUCGACUUCCAAUUUGAUAAUGAGAGUGAAUCGGAGUCAUCACAAUCCUUAGAGUCGGACGACGAGAAAGAAAUAAGACAGUAUCUAAAGAACAACGUAGACCGAGUGAGCUUUGCGGGUGGAGUGAUUAAAACGAUAGCAAGAGGAGCUGGAAAGUUGAACUUGUUCGAAAACGCUAGAAAGUCGGAACUAAUAACUGAUGAUGAGUUGAGGCGACUCAGAUUAGCGUCUAUAGAUUAUAGACAAAGAGAAGCUUCACACGACAAAAAAGUUUCUAUUAGUAUACCAUUUGCCGAUAAAGAAGUACACACAAAGAUUAAAAGAAGACAGACUGGAUUCGUUCGCCCAGAAGAUCUAGAGAAAAUACAUAUUUUCAAAACUGAACAGGGCAUGGAAGAGGAAGAUAUUGACACGCCUCGUAAAGUCCGAAUCGCGCCAUCAGCCAUGGCCACCACGGCACCCCCGCGCCCGCUGCGACGUCCUACGGGCUUCGUGCGUCCCACCGACAUCAUCGACUCCGACACCGACAUGGUUCGGCAGUCGGUGCUGCAGCGGUUGUACGAUGACGUCACUUAUGACGACGACCAGGGACCAACGUUGAAGGAUUACAAACCAUUCUCGGAGACACACCAGAAGAGCAUUCUUCUAACUUUCUCACCCAAUUCUCGAAUAAGAAGUGAAGAAGACACGCGAGAUAAGUACUUGCGCCACUCCAUCCAAGUUGAUCGAGACGAGGUGUCUUACGAACAAGUGCUCAACCUCCAACACGGCAAGAAAGUCGCGAGGAAAAUCUCGUCUGACUACGUCAAAACUAUAGACCAGAUAGAACACAAAACUGAGGUCUCCUUGCGGAGCAUAGAGUUCGCCAAAUCCAGACCAGCGUUGUCUGUGGCUGAAUACCAACUCAAAAACCAAAAAUACCAAGAGGAAUUGAGAAUGUCGAAAGUGAUUUCAAAAUUGCAAAUGAAAAGCACCACAUCACACACCGGAAAGAAAAAACAUACAGGUCUUAGACUGCCCGGUGAUACGCCACUUUAUUCAUUUUGCGACGGACUUGAUUUGUCUCACAUCCAAAUGAUGAAAUAAAAUGAAGAAUUUUUAGAGUAAAAUUUUGAUUUUUCUAAAUUUUAACAUACCUACAAUUUGUAAUUCUGAUAUAUUUUUCUUAAUAAAUUUUAAUCCUUAUCAAUA
Messenger RNA from Ostrinia nubilalis (European corn borer), 2867 nucleotides. RefSeq lists its product as uncharacterized. The coding region runs from base 54 to 2762 and encodes 902 amino acids. The transcript is spliced from 17 exons. Gene Ontology annotation, biological process: protein peptidyl-prolyl isomerization. NCBI's taxonomy places the organism in Eukaryota, Metazoa, Arthropoda, Insecta, Lepidoptera, Crambidae. The record is from RefSeq and is a predicted model, not a curated record. Gene Ontology annotation, molecular function: peptidyl-prolyl cis-trans isomerase activity.